AUGUCGGACGAUUCCAACUCCUCUGCUGCGGGCAAGCGUAGGAUCGAAGCUAUCAGUCGCCACGUUCAGCCCGUUGCCCCGAUCACUACCACUUCAGCUGCCCAGCAGCCACGGCCUCUGCCAAGCCAGAACGGUGCGUUCUUUGACGACCGCGACAAGCUCGGCACGUUCACGCUUGGGCCAAACGUCUCCAUCCCCGUGUUCCAACCAAAGCUGCCAGAGCGUCUGCCUUCCGAGCGCCUGCUGCUCAACCUGGACGACCCCAUCGCGCUCGAACACCUCGAGUUCCUCGCCAAGAAAUGGCAGCUCGGUCAGGACGUCUUCCUCCUCUCGCCUCCUGGCCCUUAUGCCCGCAGGCUCAGCAUGACUUUUGCUUCGCUCCUCCAGAUCCCCUUCGAGUACGUCUCCUUCCAUCGUGACGUCGGAGAGGCAGAGCUGCUCCAAACCCGCAGCCUCUCUUCAGGCGGCAACCUCGUCUUCGAAGACGGGCCAGUCAUCCGCGCCAUGAAGAACGGCCAUCUGCUCAUUCUCGAAGGCGUCGAAAAGGCAGAGCGCGGCGUCACUCCCAUCAUCAACAACAUCUUGGAAAACCGCGAACAGAACCUGGCCGACGGCCGGCAUCUCAUCCCCGCCGAAAAGCUCGAGGCUUUCCGCCAAGAAGAGGCACAGCAAAAGGACGGCGCGAGCCGCUUCAUCCCCGUUCACCCCAACUUCCGCGUCAUUGCCACGGGCGUUCCCGUACCACCCUACCGCGGCUAUCCACUAGACCCACCCUUCCGCUCUCGAUUCCAAGCGCGUUGGAUCGAGGGCUCCGUCCAGUCCACCGUACCGCUCCCCGAGAAUCUCUCGGAGCAUGCACAGCAGCUGCGUUCGCGUUGGUCUCAGUGGACGGCCCUCCUGCGCUACCACACCACCCUGGCACAGGGCAAUGAUGUGAUCCCGCCGACCUCACGGCUUCCGAACUUGCCCACCACGGCGCUGCCCCUCCUCACCGACAUCGUCAGCACCUUUCCGCCAACGAAGCCGCUCCGCGCUCUCGGUUUCGAUGAGAGCGACCCCAUCUUGCCCAAGUGGCCGCGCGAUCUUCCCGAGGAGACCAAAGAUGUCGAGGCGAGCGCCUCCACCCUCGCCCUUCUCAGCGCCGCCUACCCGCAGAUCUUUGGCCUCGAUGCAGAAAAGCGCAAGACGCUCAACUCGCUUCUCUCUCAGCUCGAGAUUCACGAGGAGCAGGGCGAGGGCGCCGACCCCGCCACUCUUGCUGCCACCGGAUUCAUGGGCUACCUCGUCGACCGCAUCGAGCGCAUCUCUGCCACCAAUGCCAAGAUCACAUUUGCUCACGUGGCUGGCGACGCCCCCGCCAUCUCCAUCGAGGCUCCCUGUGGCGCUUUGGACCUCGCUCCCGUGCCACGCCUGGGUGACACGAAGUUCAUGGGCCAACAGCUCAUUGUGACGCCAAGGGUGCUGUCGAUAUAUAGCCGCCUCCUUCAGCUGCAUGCGCUUGGCAGGGACAUCUGCCUCGUUCCAGCGAGCAAGGCACCGGCGGCGGACAAGUCCGGUGCUGCCUCCACCGCUGAUCCUUCGGCUGCAGCAGCGCAUCAGCCAUCGUCGUCGACAACAACAUGCAUCAGCCUGAUGGCCGCCACACUUGGCUAUGCAUUCGAAUCGGUCUGGUUGUGGAAGGACCUGGGCGGCGGAGAGCUGCUCAUGCGCCGAGCCACCGCCAAGGACGGCAGCACCACCUGGGAGCCAGCUCCGCUUGUGCGCGGCGCGAUGCAAGGCAAGCUGAUCCACCUUGCUGGCGUAGACGUGCUUGGACCCACACUCGGCAGUCUGUCGCGACUCUUGCAGGACCGCGAGCUCGAGCUGUGGAAUGGUGCCCGCAUGACAGAGAGCAGUGUCGACAAGUCGCGUUCGACCGAUCAAAUUACCGCCAGCGCCAACACGAGCAUCGAGAGCAUGCUUGGCUCCACCGUCGCUCCGGGCGAGAUCGUGCCGAUCCAGCCGACAUUCCGCGUGGUCGCAACGGCGUCCAAGCCCACCGGCUGGCUCGAUGAGGAAGCCAGUACACUCUUUGCCAUCUGCAGCACUCGCGCCAUGGACGAGGACGAGGAGCGCCACAUUGUGCUCUCGCGCGUCGGCCUCGACGAGCCAACUUCCGAUCUGAAGCGCCUCUUGCACUUUGUCAACCGCUACCGCGCGCUCAGUGCUGACCCCAACCUAGGCCUCGCCAAGUCGAGGAGGCUUGGAACGCGUCAGGUGAUCCGCAUGGCCGCACGCCUGGCGCGCUGGCAGGAGGACUGCGACGUCCAUGGCCUCAUCUGGCGCAGUCUCCUCGUCGACUUUUUGCCGAUCACGGUGCGCGAAGUGAUCGCAAACCUGCUCACUGAAUGUGGCAUCCACAAGCCGGGCACCGAGGGCGCCUUCCAAUUCGUCCCGCGCCUCUGGAUCGGCGAUCCUGCAGUCGUUUCUCCUGCAAGCGGCCAAGACGGCGCCGGUACGCUCGAGUUUGCUGCGUCCGACGGCUCGGAUCGCGAAUACCCUGUGCGCUCGAUCCCUCGCUACGAUGCAAACAAGCUCGACCCCGAGGGAAAGACGCUCAUUCCUGACCUCGGCGGCAGUUUCUACAACAACGCCCAGCAGAGCGGUUUGAUCCGAUCGUUCUCCGAAGAUCUUGUGUUGCUCAACGAGCAUCUCCUGCUCAUGGGCUCGCAGGGCACGGGCAAGAACAAGAUCAUCGACCGCACACUCGAGCUGCUCGGCAGGCCGCGCGAGUACAUCCAGAUGAACCGUGACUCGACCGUGGCCGGUCUGCUCCAGCAGAUCGCGCUCGAGAAGGGCCAGAUCCACUACUACGACUCGCCGCUUGUGCGUGCGGUCAAGCUCGGCCGCAUCCUCGUCGUCGAUGAGGCUGAUAAGUGUUCCACCGCCGUUUCGGCUGUUUUCAAAAGCCUUGCGGAGCGGGGUGAAUUGAGUCUUCCGGACGGACGCCGCAUUCGUCCCGCCCAGGUUGGCGAGCGUGCCCAUGCCGCUCAGAACUCGGAAAGCACGACCGACUCGGGCGACAUCCUGGUGCACCCCGACUUCCGUCUCGUGCUGCUGUCGAACCGACCGGGCUGGCCCUUCUUCGGCAACAACUUCAUCGAGGUCAUCGGCGAGGGCUUCAGCUGCUACGCGGUCGCCAAUCCGGACAUCGAGUCCGAGGUUCGCCUGCUCAAGGCGGCAGCGCCGAGCGUGGAUGUAGAUCUGCUCCGCCGGCUCGACCUUGCGUUCCACGAUCUGCGCGCUGGUUUCGAGGCGGGACUGAUCAACCACCCGUAUUCGCUGCGUGAAUUGCUUCAUCUCGUGGCGCACAUGGAGAAGUACCCGCAAGAGUCGCUUUCGUCGGUGCUGCUCAACACGCUCGCUUUCGACUUGCACCGCCCCGAGAGCAUCCGUUGGGUGGUGGAGACGCUGCGCAAGCGCAACCUUCCCAUCGAACAGCUCUCGAUCGAGAUUCUUCGCGAACAGGACCUCGAGCGCCGCCGUAACGCGGACAAGGACAAGCUCAAGGCCGAAUUCCAUCCUGGCAAGGAGGACUACGACCCGACCAAGGCAGGUCGUGCGACCCACCUCAACAAGCCCAAGGAGGGCAAGGUGGACAAGGACAAUGAGCCACACGUCGGCGGCAACACGUGGAAGGGCGGCACUGGUGGUCGCGACACCAUGGGUCUCGGCGGUCGCGGAGGCUUUGGUCGCCAGUAUUCGGGCCACAAGAUUCACCAAAUCAGCAAGGAGCUCAAGAACGAUGUGCCUGACCAUCUCAAGAAGCAGGCGCGUGAGAUGGCGCGCGAGGCGCUCGAGAAGGAGCUGCGCGAGAACGGAAUGCAGCCGCACGAAGCGGUGAACCUGCACGAAAUGAAGCAGAAGGUAGCUGCGCAGGUGCAGCAUCUCUCCAACGUGCUCAACGACCUCAAGGCCAAUCGGUAUGAGCGCUCGUGGCUGACUCGUCAGCAGGAAGGCGAGCUGGACGAGCGCCGGCUGUCGGAGGGACUUGCUGGUGAGCGCGGCAUCUUCAAGCGACGCGCCGAGAUGCCGCCUGACCCGGGCGCGCCCCAGGUCAAGCCCAAGCGCAUCCGCAUCGUGCUCGACCUCUCGGCGAGCAUGUACCACAUGCAGUUCGACGGCCGACUUGAGCGCGAGCUCGAAGUUGCGCUCAUGGUCAUGCAGGCCUUUUCGCGCAUCGAGGACGGAACCGAGCGCUUUGCUGUCGACAUGGUCGGCCACAGUGGCGACGAGGACAUGAUCCCGCUCGUCGAUGUCGGACGCAUGCCCAAGACCGACGGAGACAUGUAUCGCAUCCUCCGCGCUGUCGUCAGUCACACGCAGUACUGCGACUCGGGCGACAACACGCUCAAGUGCAUCGAAAAGUCGAUCCGCCAGGUCAAGCGCGCUCUGCCCACCGAUCCGCACCACGGCACCGCCGCCAAGGUCGACGAGACCACGGCGACGGGGCUGGGCGCUCCGAUCGUCGAGGAGGAUCCAUCGACCUCGCCCAUGGACGACUACUUUGUCAUCGUCCUUUCCGACGCCAACCUGUCCAGGUACGGCAUCACUCAUCAGCGCCUCGCUCAGCUUCUUCGCCUCGACCCGCAGGUCAAGACCUCGCUCAUCUUCAUCGACAAGGGCACAGAGGCUCUGCACCUCGCCCGUCAGAUCCCCACCCAGACUCACGUCGCACGCGAGACAAAGGACAUCCCGCGCAUCCUCAGCAACAUCCUCACCAGCGUCGUCCAGGGCGCCUGA
Messenger RNA from Moesziomyces antarcticus, 4782 nucleotides. RefSeq lists its product as uncharacterized. Lineage: Eukaryota; Fungi; Basidiomycota; Ustilaginomycetes; Ustilaginales; Ustilaginaceae. The transcript has a single exon. The record is from RefSeq and is a predicted model, not a curated record. Gene Ontology annotation, cellular component: cytoplasm. Gene Ontology annotation, molecular function: ATP binding; ATP hydrolysis activity. The coding region runs from base 1 to 4782 and encodes 1593 amino acids.